Messenger RNA from Helianthus annuus (common sunflower), 1158 nucleotides. RefSeq lists its product as uncharacterized. Lineage: Eukaryota; Viridiplantae; Streptophyta; Magnoliopsida; Asterales; Asteraceae. The transcript is spliced from 2 exons. The record is from RefSeq and is a predicted model, not a curated record. Bases 1 to 1158 code for a protein of 385 amino acids.
AUGGGAUUCCCGGAUAUCUGGUGCAAUUGGAUUUGGGGGAUCCUUAAUUCUGCGAGAUCUUCUGUCUUGGUUUACGGAUCGCCUACUUUCGAAUUCAAAUGUGAAAAAGGGAUGAGGCAUGGUGACCCAAUUUCCCCGUUCAUCUUUUUGCUUGUGAUGGAAGCGCUUUCAUGUAUGUUGGACAAGGCUAAGGAGGAAGGUAUCUUGAAAGGUAUCAAAACCCCAAAUGACGGGCCGUCUAUUUCUCAUCUUCUGUAUGCUGACGACGCUAUUAUUCUUUGGGAUUGGUUAUCAGAGAAUGUUUUGAAUGUUGUGAGGAUUCUUAGGGUUUUCUACAUGUGCUCGGGCUUAAAAAUUAAUCUGUCUAAGUCAAAUUUGUAUGGCAUGGGGGUGGAAGGGUGGGAGGUUGAGGAAAAAGUAGCUAGGGUCGGGUGUAAAGCGGACAAGCUCCCGUUUCGGUACUUGGGGUUAAUGGUUGGAGCUAAUAUGAGUAAUAUUAAUAACUGGAAACCGGUGUACGACGUUUUUGAAGCGAGACUCUCAAAAUGGAAGGCGGACUCUCUCUCCAUUGGAGGCAGCGGACAGGAGAAGUUUGGAUGGCAAUGGAAAAGACCGUUGGCUCCUGGGCCAGAAUCGGAGGAUCUGAUUCAGCUUCUUAACCUGCUGGAUUCGUUCGUUGUUUUCGAUAGUAAGGAUAAGUGGGUCUGGCUCGGGGAUGGGUCGGGGGAUUUUAGCGUCGGAGCUGUUAAAAGAACUUUAGUGAAAGGCCGUGGAUCGGACAACUUCUCGAGGUUUAAAUGGUGCAGGUGGGUUCAUGCUAAGUGCAAUAUAUUUGCUUGGCGGACGGGAUUAGGCGGAAUUCCUACGGUAGAGGCCCUUCGAAGAAGAAACAUCAACCUUCAAGAUUUGAGUUGCGGUUUUUGUAACGAGGGAGAGGACACAGUGGGUCACCUUUUCACGGAAUGUCUUGCUGCUAAUGUGGUCUGGAAUUCGAUCAGCAUGUCAGGUUACGCAGAUUUACGCGUUUUCGUUCCAAGAUCUUAUGGAGGUGCACUUGUUCUGUGGGUUAAAGGAACCGGAGAAAACUAUCCUUCAAGGUUUGAUUAUCAUUGCUUGUUGGAGUCUCUGGAAGGCGAGGAACGAAGCAAGAUUCAGUAA